Helicoverpa armigera (cotton bollworm) is the source of this 3915-nucleotide messenger RNA. RefSeq lists its product as uncharacterized. The record is from RefSeq and is a predicted model, not a curated record. Bases 584 to 3745 code for a protein of 1053 amino acids. Gene Ontology annotation, molecular function: GTPase activator activity. NCBI's taxonomy places the organism in Eukaryota, Metazoa, Arthropoda, Insecta, Lepidoptera, Noctuidae. Gene Ontology annotation, cellular component: plasma membrane; neuron projection; cytoplasm. The transcript is spliced from 14 exons. Gene Ontology annotation, biological process: regulation of G protein-coupled receptor signaling pathway; G protein-coupled receptor signaling pathway; positive regulation of GTPase activity.
UACUUAUGUUGAGAACAAGAUUAUAAAGUUAAGACGUCCACCUAUAUGCUUAGCACGCAUGAAGAAAAAAUAACAAACAAGGCCUUGAUUUCUAAUGCAGUGUAAACGUCAGAUGAAAUCAUGAAAACGUCGUGGAAAACUAUAAGUAGAUGCUGUAGUCAUUAUACAUAUGGGGUGCCUCUCGCGUACGACGUCGACCACUUAUCUCACUUAUCUUAAGGUGCUUAAGCCUCCCAAAAUUCCCGUAUGACUCUAAAAUUUACGACUCGAGGAGAGAUUUAACGGACGCAGCGUUAUCUGUUUUAUCAGAAGAUAUUGUGAGUCAGUCGGCGUCUGUCGGUUGCUAAACAAUAGCGAGUUGUCGAAGAGCGCGAGUGGAGGCGCACUCAGCCGUCACAGAUCUAUAUUUAUGUCAAUCGUUUAACUCGGCCGUGUAUAAACAUCAGUGCAUGUUUACAACAUGGCUGUGGUGCCGCGGAUUUGUGGCCACGUGUGUUUAGAUCCGAUCAAUGAGCUCUAUCACGGUGACGCACGAUGCGCCACAUAUUUAUGAUCUCAAUUGUUGGAUGAGAAAAACAAUCCAAUGAGUUCCAUAGACGAGUUUGUGAAUUCUCCGGCAUGGCUUGUCAAGGUGUCGGGGGCGCAGCGCGGGCGCGAGCGGCAUGCGGCCCCGACGGCAGACGCCCAUGGAGGUCGGCUAGCGGCGCGCGCGCACCCCCCGCGCCCGCUGUCCAAGCCCCGCCCCACCGAAGCCAUGGAUCUCGCUGACGUGCCUCGACACCGACCCCUUGCCUUCGAUAAGAUGGAAAGCUUAAUAAAAGAAAUGCAAGAUCCAGAAUCGGGGGUACCUGUUCGGUGUCAAAAACUUUUUCUCAGCAUUAUACCUUCUGCUUUUAUGGGUUAUGAUCUUAUCGAGUGGUUAAUGGAUCGGUUUAAUCUAGAAGAGUCAAGUAAUGGUGAGUGUACGAUUACCGGUACAGGGCCAUGGCCGAUGACCCGUCGUCGCAUACCAGUAGAGAGUAGCUCUAAUAACGAGAAGCUCAAAUCUGUCCCAAUGUGGUUGAUAUUCGAAGCAAUAAAUUUAGGCAAUCUACUCUGCCAGUAUGGUUACUUCUUUCCUGUGAACGAUUUGAAAAACCUUAUAUUAAAGGAUGAUUCUUCUCUUUAUAGAUUUCAAAGUCCUUAUUAUUGGCCAUGGCAAGCGCCUCGCGUGGCCGGCAGCUCGAGUGCUCCGACGCUGGGGCCCGACAAUGUCGAGUACGCCAUCUAUCUGGUGAAGCGGACACUGCGCAACAAGCAGAGACAUGGCCUCGAAGAGUACGAGCAAGAAGCGCUUGCAAACCUCAAAAAGAACCUCGCAGCCAAAUGGGAUUUUAUUACAAUGCAAGCGGAGGAACAGGUCCGGUUAGCAAAGGAGAGGAAGAAAGGCGACAAGAUAGUGAGCGACAGCCAGGAGCGUGCAUACUGGCGCGUGGCUCGGCCGCCGCCCGGCGUCAACAGCGCUCUGGAGCCCUGCCCCGUGCCUGUGCGGGCCCGCCAUCUGCGCGGGAAGAAGCGCUCCAUGCACCAGGUCAUGCGAGAGAUUGAGCAACUAAAAGCGUGUCUGGACCGUACGAGAGUGAAGACUUCAAUUGCCCUUGAUGCCCUCGUGGCGUACUCGGAGACCUUCACUCCCUACGAUCCCUGGCUCACCCAGCCGCAGCCCUCCAACCCUUGGGUCAGCGACGACACCCUAUUCUGGCAACUUAACAGCCCUCUUGUGGAGGUGCCAAAUGAGAGGCGGGUGCAGCGCUGGGCGGUUUCCAUCGACGAGCUGGUGUCGGACCCCACGGGGCUGCAGGAGUUCACCAGCUUCCUGCGCAAGGAGUACUCGCACGAGAACAUCAGGUUCUGGCUGGCGGUCAUGGACCUGCGACGGAGCAGCACCAAGCAGAUUCCUAAGAAGCUUGAAGAUAUCUAUGAAGAGUUCCUAAAGCCGGGCGCGCCGUGCGAGAUCAACAUCGACGGCGCGACAGCCGAGCGCGUGACGGAGGGGCUGCGCAGCGGCUCGCGCUACGCUCUCGACCACGCCGCCGACCACGUGUACGGCCUGCUGCUCAAGAAGGACUGCUACCCGCGCUUCGUGCGCUCCGACCACUUCCAGCGCCUGCUCAACGACGGCCGCAAUGUCCACCACAAGAAGGCUAAGUUAGUUGGACUUGUUACAGACGAGGUCCAAAAAUUUUUCAACUUCGGCGGUCAAGUGAAGAAGAAGACGGCGUCGAGCGGCGCGGCGCUGUCUCGGCGUCGCGGCUCGGACCGCUCGCUGUCGGGCUCGGCGCACGAGCUGGCGGUCUGCGCAGCACAGCCGCCGCGCCCGCCAGACCAUGCGCCCAGCCACUCGCACUCGCAGUCCAACCUCUGCGACAUCAACGCCUUCCGAGAUCCCCUGGACGACGACACUGCCGACGUGCUGCCGUGGGAGUGUUCGUCGCGAGAGGUGGUGUACGGCGGCGCGCACCGGCGGCGGCAGGACUCCACCGCCGACUCGGGCAGCUCGUCCUCCGACGUGAGCGCCAGCGUGACGGGCGAGCGGCGCCGCCUGCCGCAGCAGAGCACGCUGGACGGCGGCCUGCGCGGCGCGCCGCCCCCGCUGCGCCGCCUGUCGGCCGUGGAGCCGCGCCACCUGGCGCCGCUCGCGUCCCCGCCGCACUCGCCGCGCCCGCCGCGCCCGCCGCCCGCGCCCGCGCCGCUCGCGCACGCGCCGCACCCCACGCCCACCAUCAGCGUCAGCUCCGCGCCCGACGACGACGAGCGCACCGCCUCGCCCGACGAGCCGCGCUCCGUGGCGCACUCCGACGAGCCCUCCUCCGUGUUCGCGUCCGCCGACGCCACGCCCACCGAGCCCGCGCGGCCCGUCUUCAAGAUCGCCGAGGAGUGCGCCCCCGCCGGCGACGCGCUGCAGCCGCCCCCAGACCCAGGUUGUGAUAGUUCGCGAGGGGAGGCGCCGCACGACGCGAGGAUCCGAUCCGUGUUGGAGUCGGGCGUCUGUGCACCUUCGGUGGAAUCCUACGAUGACUCGUCCGCUUCCGGCGCCGUGUCCGACUCGAGGGAUUCCGAUCGAACGAGAUCGUCCGAAGAUGACGUCGUGUCUGUACAACGAGUGCUGUCCCGGGAAUCUUCAACGAUUAAGGAAAACAGUCCGGCCUCAAGUAAAGAUACGAGUAGUAAAAUCGGCGAUCUUCCGAGGAAUGCGUCGGAGUGUGAGGACGCCGGCACGAGUGCUAGUGGCGAGAAGCCGCCGAGCGAGGUGCCGGCUCCCGAUCAGGCGGGCCCUGGUGCGGAACUGGCGCCGGUCCGACCUGCCUCCGACCCAGAGCCGGCGCCGUGCCGAGCUGGGUCCGGCCCGGAGCCGCCGUCGAGCCGGACCGGGUCCGGUCCGGAGCCGGCGCCGCGGCCGCCGGUGGCGCCGCUCGCCGUCUGCGAGGACAUCGGGGUCGACGACGAUAGCGUAGACAAAGUGCCUUCGGCGCCACUGCAAAGGGUCUCGGGAGAUUCCAGGGCGGCGUCUGACGACGCGACGAGAAAUAUUGCUCAUACAGACGAACUGACGUCGGUCUCACAAACCAAUAUUGUUAAGCGUGAUAAUAAAAGCGGCAUCGGUGAGCGUAAGCAGCGGAACGACAUAUGUCCAUGGGAGGACGAAAGUUCCUGCGAGAGUGAUGCUCCAUUUGUUAAAACUUACGCAACGCUCGGUUAUUUAUAAUUUUUGUAGGCGAAUAUCAACAAUAUUUUACGAUGUCAGGGUUAUAGAAAGAAAAUAAUAUUUAAUUUUUUAUCUUAGACCCUAUGUUUUAAUUAUCACAGACAGAGAUAGGCAUUAUUAUGUAAUUAUAUGAAUAUUUUAAAGUAAAUGAUCGUUAAUUAUUAGUAAAA